Messenger RNA from Scophthalmus maximus (turbot), 5906 nucleotides. It is a transcript of the gene syt1a, whose product is annotated as synaptotagmin Ia. NCBI's taxonomy places the organism in Eukaryota, Metazoa, Chordata, Actinopteri, Pleuronectiformes, Scophthalmidae. The transcript is spliced from 13 exons. Gene Ontology annotation, cellular component: axon; dense core granule; synaptic vesicle membrane. The coding region runs from base 728 to 1990 and encodes 420 amino acids. Gene Ontology annotation, biological process: cellular response to calcium ion; regulation of calcium ion-dependent exocytosis; calcium ion-regulated exocytosis of neurotransmitter. Gene Ontology annotation, molecular function: clathrin binding; calcium-dependent phospholipid binding; syntaxin binding. The record is from RefSeq and is a predicted model, not a curated record.
UGAUUAGUAAACUAGGCCACAGGCACAUGUUGACGCUGCUGCCGCUUAUCUUUAAAUUCUUAUUAAUUUUUUCUGCGUGUACAGAGUAAAAGUUGGGUCUGAACUUGUCACCUGUGGAGGACGUUCGUGAUGAACCCUGUUUUUGUUUUGCUGCUGCAGCUGCUGCUAACUGUUAGCUUCAGGUUAGCCGUAGCCGCACCUGCUAACUAGCAUGCUAACUCAACAGGCUAACACCGUCAGUUAGCCGCUAACGCUCCUCAGGCCCAGAAGAUGGAGUCGCGCCGUCCUGCUGCUGCUGUUGUUGUUGUUGUUGUUGUUACCACUUCUUCCUAAAGGAGUCGCAAAGAUGACAUCUGCUUCACUACAACAAGAUUGUUCAAGCUCACAAUUCUCCGGAGCCUCUGUCAGCGUUGGCUGAACAUGUCCAGCACGACGACGGGGAGGCAGAACAAACUUAUGUCCAAUGAGCUGCCAUUUUGAAGGGACGACUGGAAGAAACGCGUCCAAGUGAAGAUACUAUCUGCGUGUCGGCUGGUGAGCGUGGAGGAAACGUUUAAAGCGACACUGCGGCAGACGUUGUUGAGUUAAAGUGCCACAUCGAGCUCCCCUCGGCGAAAAGCAGAACUUGCCCCGACCUACCUUCUUUUUCCUGGGAUCGUGACGAGGACUCCGGGGGGGAACCCACAGCGUGCUGCCAGCAUCUGCCUGGCCGCCCGGCAUCGCCGCGAUGAACGAGAGUCGAAGGGAAGCGCUGGCGGCGCCCGAGCCCACCACCGCCUCCUCCUCCACGGCGGGCUCCAACACCACCAACAUGACCGGCCCGGGCACCGGCGAGAAGGACGAGGCCUUCUCCAAGCUGAAGGACAAGUUCAUGAACGAGCUGAACAAAAUCCCUCUGCCGUCAUGGGCCAUCGUCUCCAUCGCCUUCGUGGCGAUCAUCCUGGUGCUAGCGUGCUGCUUCUGCGUCUGCAAAAAAUGCAUAUUCAAGAAGAAAAACAAAAAGAAGGGCAAAGACAAGGGCAAAAAUGCCAUCAACAUGAUGGACGUCAAGGACGGAGGCAAAACCGAGGCCUUGAAGGAUGAGGAGGAUGCGGAGACAGGGCUGACCGAAACGGAGAAAGAGGCCACGCCCAAGGAGGAAGAGAAACUGGGCAAAUUACAAUACUCGCUGGAUUACAAUUUCACGGAGAACGCGCUCAUGGUGGGAAUCAUCCAGGCGGCGGAGUUGCCCGCUAUGGACAUGGGCGGUACGUCCGACCCGUACGUGAAGGUGUACCUGCUGCCCGACAAGAAGAAGAAGUUCGAGACCAAGGUCCACAGGAAGACGCUCAAUCCUGUCUUCAAUGAGCAGUUCACCUUCAAGGUUCCCUACGUAGAGCUCGGAGGGAAAACGCUGGUGAUGACGGUGUACGACUUUGAUCGCUUCUCCAAACACGACGCCAUCGGCGACAUCAAGGUGCCCAUGAACAAGGUGGACUUCAGCCACGUCACAGAGGAGUGGCGGGACAUACAGAGUGCCGAGAAGGAGGAGCAAGAGAAACUGGGUGAUAUCUGCUUCUCCCUGCGAUACGUUCCCACUGCUGGCAAGCUGACCGUGGUCGUCCUCGAGGCCAAAAACCUGAAGAAAAUGGACGUGGGAGGCUUGUCAGAUCCAUAUGUGAAGAUCCACCUGAUGCAGAACGGCAAGAGGCUGAAGAAGAAGAAGACGACAAUCAAGAAGAACACCCUCAACCCGUACUACAACGAGUCGUUUAGCUUUGAAGUCCCAUUCGAACAAAUCCAGAAAGUGCAAGUCGUUAUAACGGUUCUGGACUAUGACAAGAUCGGCAAGAACGACGCCAUCGGGAAGGUGUUCGUGGGCCUCAACAGCUCGGGCACGGAGCUGCGCCACUGGUCCGACAUGCUGGCCAACCCCCGGAGACCCAUCGCCCAGUGGCACGUGCUGAAGCCCGAGGAGGAGGUGGACGCUCAGCUCUCCACCAAGAAAUAAGACGGGGGCACCUUUCAGCACCUGCCUUGUAGUAUCUCUAGCCACUGCGUGUAAAUACCUCAGUGAUAUAUGGGUCCAUCCAUGUAAACCCCCCCCCUCCCCCCUCCGUCUUAAACACACUCGAUCCUAACUGGUGAAACUCCCCGUGACAUCAUAUCCGCCGCUUUUUUCUAUCAGGUUCCCACUUUGACUCGCUUUUCAAUUCAUUUCUGACUUUAUUUAAAAUUUGUUCCAUUCAGAUUUCGCAGUUUUCCAUCACGAAACCCUGAAAUGCCCCCCGACCAAAUGCCCCCCCCUCCUUCUUUUAAGCAAUAUGAUCUGUAUAGAUAGCGCAUGACUGAAAGAGUUUUACUGUACCACAGUUGUAUAUAUAUAAGUAUGCAGACAAAAAUGAUUUCUAGUUUAUGUGUUUGUAUGUUGUUACCCGUUUCCUAAUCUGUGUAUAUCUCGAUGUUUUUAAUAAGAUGUUCUAUUUUAAAUUAUGUACAUGCAGAUAUAGAGGGAAAGCCAAUAUUAUUAUAAUCACAGGAUUUAAGAGAAAAUGCUACCUUAUUACCUUACUGCAUUCCAGAUAUGAAAAAAAAUAUGAAAAAUGAAUUCCAACCUACAAAGACGCGAGUGGGAAAUAAAUUCACGUUGUACGACGGAAAAGACAAACAGAUAUAUAUAUAUAUAUACAUAUACAUAUACAUAUAUAUAUACGCAAAACUCCAAAAUACAAGGCCGUUAACUGCUAUGGUUCUGUGGGACAAAAAAAAUUAUAAUUAUGCUGCUGGAAAUAAUACAAGCACAUGAUUUCUUAUGACUUUUUGUACUUGUGUCUCAAUCAGAGGACGUACACGUUCAGUUCGGUGCGCACUGUUACCGGGCGAAACCAGUCGGCGUUUCGUUUCUCCAUGUUUGGCAGUUUCCUCGUUGUCAAAAGGCCCGCGGUUGUUUUUUCUUCUUCUGUAUGUUCCGAGAAAUGUUUGGCCUAAAAGGAAAAAACCCAGAUGAAUUCCGUGACCCCUUCAGAAACAGGCCCCCGUGUGAGGAACAAGCACCAAGCUGUAGCCAUCGUGUCCUUAAGCUCAUUUAACAAUGUUCUUUUGUCAACUGCUCUUUCUCUAAACGGCCUCGUGGUCGUCGGAGGAUCGAUCGCAUUUAGGCUCAAAACAAAAAAGGAAAAAUGAAGACAAAAAAAAAAACAGGAGUCGUCGUGACUCUGGUUUGAAGAGGACUAUUUUUUAAGAGCAAUUCAACGUCUUGACGUCUUUUAGUAAACUGCAUGAUUUUUUUUACAAACUUUACUAAAAGGCUGGGACGGGAGGGGGGAGGGGGGAGGGACGCUCUUCUGAUACCAUCCCCUUGCCUUCAAUCAGAGGAGACGAGAGAGGAGAAGGAAUGAAUCGCUCCCGACUUCGGGGUCAAGUGUAAUAUUGACGUUGAGGGCGAAGCGACUUUCUAAACACUGCCACUUCCCAGGGAGGUCGACUCCACGUGCGGCUCCUCUCUCCGUGCACACUCCCACUCCGCCGGUGGUCGUAGCUUUUCCUUUUGGGGUUCGUCGGGAUCCAAUGCCUCCGGCCGCACCGGUGCCCUCAAACCGCAGUCUUUGCUUUUGCGUUGCCUUGGUCCCAGAGUGACGCGAGAGCGGAGCCACGUUUCACUGCCAGUUCGACCUUUUUCACGUGGCUGCUGUCUUUUGCAAUGGACGUCUCCGAACUAGCCCGUCGACUUCUUCUUAAGAAGCGAUCGUCGGCCGGCUUCCUUUUCCCGCGGGAAACAGGAGGGCGGGAAAUCCUGCCGCUGCUCCCACCAGCUUGAUUUGAAUAAAAGAAAAAGGGAAUAAAGCGACGGCGACAAAUCACGAAUUUAGCCGACAGCAGUUUCAUCCGUUCAGUUUUCCUCGUUGGCGCAGGACUACAGAGUAGUCAUCCAAGUGAAUGGUCUGGGUACAGUAGGCGGUCGGGCCACAUCGUGUCCGCUUUAGGGAAAGAAGUUUUGAAUCCACGAAGUCUCUUUUAUCUCGGAGGAACCUCUUGCGUAUACUCGAUGCUCUAUAGCUUCAGGAGGACUUUCUAAAUGUGUUUCAAUGUGUGUCGUGUAGUUGAGUAUUGAUGAAAAAGCUACGUGUACAUUCCAUAGGAGUCUCUCCCUCCGUGGAGGACUGCUUCGUGUAUCACUGUGACUGCCGUGUGUGCUUAGACAUGUAGACUUUUAUCGGUAGGUAGCGGGAAGAAAAACCCCCAGUUCGUUCUGUAGUGAUGUCGUAGCGUUUUUAAAAAUGCCAUUUAUCCUUCUACACGCAGAGAGAACGAGAGAGGAAGGGCGGGAGGACGUGUCAUCGAGCAGGUCGCGUCACGCAGCUUUUCGUUGAGCACUGUGCAAUAUUUCUAUGUUUGAACGUGGGGGAAAGAAAAGAAAAACAGAUUCUAUAACGCUAGAGGAUGAUUCCAGUCCAGAGAGAAGUUUCCUCCGUUAGCACACACGUAGAUUCAGCUCGACGCCUGUUGACCUCUUGUUUUUCUUCGGGUUCCCUUCCCCCUUUUCUCCUCUCGCACAACGAGCUCCAGCAUCAGACGCUUCAGGGAGAAUCAGUUCAAACACCAAAAAAAAAACACAUGCUACAUCUGAAUAUCCCCGGGAAAUAUGCCCAUGUAUAUAUUUACAUAACUGUCCCCAAAAAAUGUAUAUCUAGAUUAAUGAAUAGGAUUUAUUCAGCCUCUAUACAAAUAUCUUAUCAGUCACACUAAAUGUCUACGCCAUCGUUUUCUUUUUUUUCAUCAUGGAUUUGUUUUUUUGUUUUUUGAUUUGCCCUGUUGAUUAAGAAGAAAAAAACUCCUUUUUAUAUUUGAGAUGAAAACUCUGAAUGUACAGUUCGGACUGUGUUCGCUGUCGUUUACUUUAAACCGUGAGAUUAGAUGUACUUUGCACUUUUUGUUGUAAAAAAAAAAACAAAACUAAGUCAUUUUGUUUAUAUUUCUUCAAAUCUUUAUGACAUUUAUUUAAAAAAAGCCUUUUUUGGGGGUGAAACCUCGUCCCAGGUCUGAAAGCAUUGGAAAAAAAACACUCAAUAUACUUAUAUUACAGCUGCACAUUCCCUGUUCCUCCUCAACAGAGGGAAUCUUUUCAUUUGACAUGUUUCACAUGUUAGACUCAUUAAUUCCAGUAGAGCUUCAGAUCUGAAUUUUAAAAAAAAAAAAAAUAUAUAUAUAUAUAUAUAUAUAUUAAAGUACAAGGUAAAAAAAAAAAAAAAUGGCCGGAGCAAUUCAACAUGAAUAAAUAUAAUGCAAGAACACGGUGGUGCUGAUGGGAUUAUCCAAUCAGAGAACAGGAUUGUGACAUGAAGUCAACGUGUAUCAGGGAAAUUCAGUAGCGGGCAGCAUUGCAGAGAAACCCAUCCGACUGGGGGGCGCGUGGGAACGAAAAACCACAAAGACAAAAAAAGCCAUGACCUGCACCAAAGUAAACGCGUGCAUAAUCAAAACCUCCCCAAAUUCUACUCUUGUAAAAAAAAGCCCUUAUCGAGCUCUCUGUGUGACGACCGCGUCAACAUUCUCUCCAGCCACAAGGGACCUUUUCAAAAAAGACUAAGCUGUGUAAAGUAUUAGAAUCUGAUGCUGUAGAAAGAUCCUAGUUGCCUUCGUGUAUAUCAACUGCCUGCUUGAGUAUUUUUGUGUGUGGAACUUUUCUCUCUGUGAUCUCGUAGAAACUGUUUGGGGUUGUUCUCUUUCCUGCCAUAUCGCUUCGCAAGCGACUCAGCGAAGCCGCCAACGGUUAUAUUUGCUGUGUAUACCUUUCAUUUUCUUUUCUUUUUUGACGAGGUGUUUUACAGUUUUGUUUCACUUUGUGUAGUGAUUCACGCUGUGGAGUUUUUCUGACUGUUGUUAUAUAACUUCAUAUACACAAAUGAUCAAUAAAAAAAAAUGUUUUA